AUGAUUUCUAAAAAUUUGCAGUGUUUCUGUUGUAAGGAAUAUGGGCAUAUUGCUGCAAAUUGUCCUAAAAAAUAUUGUUCUUAUUGCAAGAAAAAUGGUCAUAUUAUCAAAAAAUGUCGUAUCCGCCCCCAGAAUCGUCAGGCCCAAACAUUUCAGACUUUUGUUACUGUUUCUCCCGUAGCGACUUCUGUAGCACAUGACUUUUCCUCAGGUGCUUCUUCUGAUCUUGCACCACCUGCGGCAACUUAUUGCACUCCUGAAAUGGUGCAACAGAUGCAAAUUUCAGCAUUAUCUGCGAUAGGGUUUCAAGGACCAGGUAAUGGGGGAGCCGAUCGCGAAGGGACCUAAAGUGGGGCGCUUGUUUCCACUAUUUUUACCUGUUCCAGCACUUUCUCCAGUUUCUUCUAUUAAGUCUUUUGCUUGUAAUAAUGUUCCUGAUCUGAGUAUGGUG
Juglans microcarpa x Juglans regia is the source of this 451-nucleotide messenger RNA. RefSeq lists its product as uncharacterized. NCBI's taxonomy places the organism in Eukaryota, Viridiplantae, Streptophyta, Magnoliopsida, Fagales, Juglandaceae. Gene Ontology annotation, molecular function: zinc ion binding; nucleic acid binding. The record is from RefSeq and is a predicted model, not a curated record. The coding region runs from base 1 to 348 and encodes 115 amino acids. The transcript is spliced from 2 exons.